Molecule: messenger RNA, 1684 nt
Organism: Anopheles maculipalpis
Lineage: Eukaryota; Metazoa; Arthropoda; Insecta; Diptera; Culicidae
Gene: Octbeta2R
Product: octopamine receptor beta-2R
Exons: 6
Coding region: 73-1626 (517 amino acids)
Biological process (GO): adenylate cyclase-activating adrenergic receptor signaling pathway
Cellular component (GO): membrane
Molecular function (GO): octopamine receptor activity
Source: RefSeq, a predicted model, not a curated record
GCUAGGUGAAGUAGGGCCGAAUAGCAUAGUGUAUCGGGGGGGCGGGGUCCUGCUGCGUAGCGUCCUUACUGUAUGAUGAAUCCUUCCAACGAUGACUCGACGAAAUACAUGGUCUCAUCCUCGUCAUCCUCGCACCUGCAGUCGGCCACCAACCUGCUGGCUUCCUCGCUCGGCCUUGCCGACAGUGGCGUGUUCUUCAAUCAAAGUGUCCGUGAACGGGACGUUGGCGCACUGGCGUCGUCAUCGGCGUCGGCGGCGGCAGCAGUGGCAGAAAGCGCCACUGCCAGUGCGGACACGCUGUCCAUAUUCGACGCGUCCGGAAGCAGCAUAAUGUUGCAGGGUUUCUCAUCGACCGCACCCAUCGGCAGCUCGAUGGACACGGUCGGUACGAACGAAACGAUCGUCGAAGGAAGCGGAGCCAGCGAAUGGAUCGACGUGGUGCUGCUGGUGCUGAAGGCCUCCAUCAUGAUGUUCAUCAUCGUGGCGGCCAUCUUCGGCAAUCUGCUCGUCAUCAUCUCCGUCAAACGCCAUAGAAAGUUAAGGGUAAUCACGAACUAUUUCGUCGUAUCGCUUGCCAUGGCUGACAUCAUGGUGGCAAUGAUGGCCAUGACAUUCAACUUUAGUGUACAAUUAACGGGAAGUUGGAAAUUUGGGUCGUUCAUGUGUGAUGUGUGGAACAGCCUAGAUGUCUACUUCUCCACCGCCAGUAUACUUCACCUGUGCUGUAUUUCAGUGGAUAGAUAUUAUGCCAUAGUGAAACCACUUAAGUAUCCGAUAAGCAUGACGAAGCGAGUCGUAGCGAUAAUGUUAUUAACUACAUGGAUAUCACCAGCGCUGUUGUCAUUCGUGCCGAUCUUUGCCGGUUGGUACACUACGGAUAAGCACAAAAUGGAGGUACUGCUGAACCCGGACAGCUGCCUGUUCAUCGUCAACAAGCCAUACGCAGUCAUUUCCAGCUCCAUCUCCUUCUUUAUCCCCUGCACGAUCAUGGUGUUCACGUACUUCCAGAUAUUUCGCGAGGCCAACCGGCAGGAGAAGCAGCUGGCUCUCCGGCAAGGCACUGCCAUGCUGAUGCAUCAACACAACGUCGGAGGGGGCGGUGGUGGUAGCGGUGGAGGUACUAAUGGAGAGGCCCUCAGUGGAAGCGGUUCCUCGAAGACGCUUACCCUGCACGAGGUGGACGCGGAACAGACGCCGACCAAGGAUCGGCAUCUGAUCAAAAUGAAGCGAGAGCACAAGGCUGCCCGAACGCUCGGCAUCAUUAUGGGAACGUUCAUUCUAUGCUGGCUUCCGUUUUUCCUAUGGUACAUCAUCACAUCGUUGUGUGACCAGUGUCCCAAUCCGGAUAUUGUGGUUAUGCUAGUGUUCUGGGUUGGAUACUUCAACUCCACCCUGAACCCGCUUAUCUACGCCUACUUCAACAGAGACUUCCGGGAAGCGUUCCGGAACACGCUCAACUGCAUGUUCUGCGCCUGGUGGCGCCGGGAAACGUCCCCGCUGGACAUUAAUGUCCGGCGGGCGAGCCUACGUUAUGACUGCCGGGCGAAGAGUGUUUAUUCCGAGAGCUAUUUACGACCAUCGUCCCAAACCGAUCGCUUUCACAGCGAGAUCGGUGAAAGUCUGUAACGGCGGUACGAUGACGUCGAUUCAGAAGCCACUGAGACUACCCGAUUCUUCGAGUGAA